This is a messenger RNA of Aplysia californica (California sea hare), 324 nucleotides long. RefSeq lists its product as uncharacterized. The record is from RefSeq and is a predicted model, not a curated record. Gene Ontology annotation, molecular function: nucleic acid binding. Bases 1 to 324 code for a protein of 107 amino acids. NCBI's taxonomy places the organism in Eukaryota, Metazoa, Mollusca, Gastropoda, Aplysiida, Aplysiidae. The transcript has a single exon.
AUGCAAGAAGGGGCCAAUCCACACGUUCCUGUCAGAUCAAUGACCUGGCUAGCGGACCACUUUGGAGAUCGUGUGAUCAGUCGUAAAAGUGAACACAUUUGGGCUCCGCAUUCUCCUGACCUGAACCCUUUAGACUUUUUCUUGUGGGGCUAUCUGAAGGACAGGAUAUUUCAAAACCAGUUUGAAAACAUUGAAAUUAUGAAACAAGCAAUCCGUGAUGAAGUGAGAAACAUUCCGCGGAAACUGUGUUUGGGCGUCAUCGAGCAUUUCAAACGACGGGUUAAAAGAUGUUUGGAGUCCAAAGGAGGACAUGUGGAGCAUUAG